GGCCGCACUUCCGCCUUGGUGUCAGCGGUACCGGGCCGGGGGGGUGCUGCGGUGGGGCCGUCGCGGGAGCGCGGUGUCAGAGCUCCUGAAAGGGAGACAAGCAAGAUGAGAAAAAUAGCAGGAAAAAAGCCCUUUUUUUAAAUGCCACCAGAACUUCUGCAUGGUAACAAAGAAUAAAACUGGGUGAAGUACAAAUGUUUAUGUCACACCAUUGCCAACCAUCUGGAAAAGAUCUAAUUUGGGCUAUCCAUAAAAUAGAGCUGGAAUGCCUCAUAAAUCUAUCAUCUGAAGCAGCUGGGUGUUUGCAAAAGAAGACUUCGACAGCACCCAGAUAAUUAAUCUCUAAAUCAAGCUCAACAAUGCAUUAGAGGAAGCUGGAUUGGCUGUGCAGAGAUUUCACACUGAAGAAUGAAUAGUGAAGAAGAGUUUUAUGAUGCCGUUACGGGCUUCGAUUCCGACAAUUCUUCGGGAGACUUCUCAGAAGCAAAUCAUAAAGUUGCAGAAAUGCUCGAUCUAGACCCACACCAAAGCAGCAGGACAGGAAAGCAGAAUGGAGAGACAGAGAUUCAAGAAAAUGGAAUUAAGAGACACAGGACAUCAUUACCUGCCCCAAUGUUUUCUAGAAGUGAUUUUAGUGUGUGGAGCAUAUUAAAAAAGUGCAUUGGACUGGAGUUGUCAAAGAUUACAAUGCCUAUUGUCUUCAACGAGCCAUUGAGUUUCCUUCAACGGAUAACAGAAUAUAUGGAACACAUAUACCUCAUUAAUAAGGCUUGUAGCCAUGCAGACCCCCUGGAAAGAAUGCAGGCUGUAGCUGCUUUUGCAGUUUCUGCUGUAGCUUCUCAGUGGGAGAGAACUGGCAAACCAUUUAAUCCACUGUUAGGAGAAACCUAUGAGUUAACCAGGGAGGAUUUAGGAUUUAGGUUUAUUUCUGAGCAAGUCAGCCACCACCCACCUAUUAGUGCGUUUUAUUCCGAAGGCCUCAAUCAAGACUUUGUUUUUCAUGGAUCAAUCUAUCCCAAACUAAAGUUCUGGGGGAAGAGUAUAGAAGCAGAGCCUCGGGGAACAAUUACUUUGGAGCUUCUGAAACAUAAUGAAGCUUACACAUGGACAAAUCCAACCUGUUGUGUACAUAAUGUAAUUAUUGGUAAACUGUGGUUAGAACAAUAUGGAACAGUAGAAAUUGUAAAUCACAGCACUGGAGACAAAUGUGUCCUUAAUUUUAAACCAUGUGGACUGUUUGGCAAAGAGCUUCACAGAGUAGAGGGAUACAUCCAGGACAAAAACAGAAAGAAGCUGUGUGUGAUCUAUGGCAAGUGGACAGAAUGCUUAUGGUGCACUGAUCCCACUACGUAUGAGACUUACAAGAAGAACGAGAAGAGAGGUGGUGAGCAGAAGAAACUGAAGCCGAGUGAAGAUGUUAUUAAAUCUGAAAACGAUGAGGCUGAUGAUAUGCCAGAGGUUCAAGAUACAGUGCAGUUCAUACCAGGCAGCAAAUUGCUUUGGAGAAUAAAUUGUAGGCCACCAAACUCAUCGCAGAUGUACAAUUUCACCAGUUUUGCUGUGAGUCUCAAUGAGCUAGAGAAGGGCAUGGAAGCAAUAUUGGCCCCCACCGACUGUCGGCUACGCCCAGAUAUCAGAAACAUGGAAAAUGGAAACAUGGAUGUGGCUAGCAAAGAAAAAGAGAGACUAGAAGAGAAACAAAGAGCUGCUCGCAAGGAGCGUGCAAAGGAUGAAGUGGAGUGGCACACACGAUGGUUUCAGCAAGGCACUAACCCCUACACUGGGACUUCAGAUUGGCUCUACUCAGGUGGCUAUUUCGAUAGAAAUUUCUCAGACUGUCCAGACAUAUACUGAAAUGAUGGAACCAAUUGCUCAUCUCAUCUGGACAUCUAGUUACUAGAUUUCAUUCCAAGCCAGUUACUCUGGUUUUGUUGAUAGCGAGAACCAGCUUUUCUAAGUCAAUUUUAACAAAAAAUAUCUAUCGGUCAACAAUCAAGGAUUUAAUUAUCACUAAUGUUGGAUUGCCAAAUAUUUACAUCCUGUUGCAUUCUCUCCAUAAAGCUGCACCUCAAAUCAUCAGCUUUUCACUAAUUUUCAAAGGGACCUUUUGGUUCUUCGUUUUUUUUCCCUCUCCCUCCACCCACUCCUGCCGUUUCCUUUGUCAGGAAGAUCCGCCGUAUCCGAUAGAACACGUAACAUCCUUGACAAAAACUGCUUAACUUCGAUAAAAUAGAGAUAAGAUCCUUGUAACUUAGUACAAUAGCAAAGAAACUGAAGGCUUUUGGAGCUCGGAGCAGGGAUGAAAAGCUCGUGUGGGAUCAAAUCUAGUGAAGAGACGUGCGUGAAGCUCCGCACGGGAUGUAGCACUACGUGGGGCUGCAGCUCCCGAGCCCCUCACAACGUCAGUCACUAAUGCAGAGACUCGGAGAAAACAAAACAAGCCAACCUGAGCUUCUCAAGCUGUUAGUUUGUCUGUUACACAGUCUUGGAGGCUUUUGGACACUGUGAGCAUUAAACUGUGUACCUGUGACAAAGCGGCGUCCGGCAGACGAGCGAAGGGAAGGGCGUGUGUGAAUGUGCUGCUUCUCGGCUCAAAUGCUGGCCUGGAAACAGGAGAAGCUCGGGAAGCAGUGGGCGGGAACGUAGAGGUGGUUACAAUGUAAAAUACAGCGCUUGCUACCACUCAGAGGCUUAACCUCUGCACUGCCUUCGGCAGCUCCGGCACUGUGUAUGCUCCUAGACUAAACUUUCCUUUGGAAGCACUUUGGGAUGUAUUAAUUGUCCCCACAGGCUCAGAUUUCGGGGAAGUUUUUGGUUUGCAUGUUUCUCAUCAUUAGGUCAUGUCUGUUCUGUAUGUGGUGAACAAGCAGAAUCCAUUUCAGGCUUUGGCAGAGUUAUACCUUAUUACAAGUUUUCUCUGUGAGCACGUGAUGUCAAAAAGUGGGAUUUUCUUUUGGUUCCUUAUCAAAGCCAUAUAAUACUGCAACUAAUCCAUUACUGAAUGGAGGUACUCAUUUUCUUUUAUGUGGAACACUAAGGGGAGAGGGAGGCUUGAUAAAUUAGGUCCAGUAAUUAAAACUAAUCCUAAUGCUGCUGCUUUGAUGAAAGUUUUUAACUGAGUGCCCAGGCGAAAAUGGAGAGUGGCUGCACUGCUGUAAGCUUACAGGGAUUCAGAAGUGACUGGUGUUAUGCCCCAGCAACUGGAGGAGUUCUUGGAAGAACUGGGCUGACUGACAUCCAAAACAUUUGUGGUUUCAUCCAGAGAGUUGAUUUUUGAAGUGCUUCUCUCCCAGCCACAGGAGUAAAAAGCAAAAGAAAAUUAACAUGCUCGUGGAGAAACAUUUUUGUAUCAAAUCACACAUCUGAUGGUUGGAGUAACUUGAGAUGCUUGGGAAAGGAGGUUGUUGUCUUCACUGGGAAGCUGUAAAACGUCCAGGCAGGGCCUACUCUGAAAUGUGCUGGUGGCAGCUUGGCUCUGUUGCCAGGCUUCCUGCUUGGUGUUGGUUGUGUGAGUGUGCAGGACGUGUCAGUACAGUGCAGGCACCAGAGCUGCACUUGUUCCCAGGAAGUGCACAGGCACUUGCCUUUUUAAAAGCCACCACUGGUCCGUAUGGGACAGCAGAAAAAUGCUUUUUAUGAAACCCCUGAGCUUUGGUGGCUGUGCCAGGCACUGUAACCCCUUCCCAAACCCGCUGCCAGCAGCGCCGGGAACCCUUCCAUAGGUGGGGAUUGGAAGGAUUCGUGCAUUCAGCCAGUUGAAUGUCUCAUAGGAGUUAAAACUUGCUUAAAUAGCACAUGUAAUGCUGGAGCAGGGUUUUCAAAGUAACACAUACAAUAGAAAUUGCCUGAGUGGGAAAAAUUGUGGAGUUGUUGCUAAGGAAAUAUUCUGUUAUGCAGAGAAAUAUUCUGCUUUCAGGUUAGUGUCCCUCUCAUCUAAAUGGUCAUUUCAAUUCAAAGACCUAAAGUCUUGUCAUUACAUGGAAGCAUGAAAAAAGUUGUAACAACAUGUGUAAUCCCAACUUCAGCACAGAAUCCUCAUGGGAUGUGAAAAGAAACCAGGACUGAACACUCCGUGAGUUGUGUCUUCACCUCCUUCUCCCCUUCCUUUAGUGUGAAGGUUUUAGUGAAACUGCACAUUAGUUCCAGAUCCAUUUUGCUAAUUUCUUGUUCCUCAUUGCCAAGCUUCCAAAGCCUUGCCCCUGGCUGCUGCCCUGGCUGUGCUUGGCUCGCCCUGGCACUCCUGUGCUCUGAAAGGGAUCAACUCUUACUUUCCACGCAGAUCUCGCCUCAGUAGUUUGUGUCAAAACAUUAAUAACUUUGCACCUUUUGAAAGAAUGUCACUUUUAUAACUUGAUUAAACGCUGUAUAUAAGAUAACUGUGUUAGUAUAUGUUAAUACAGCUGUGUAGAGAAACCAUCUAGAAAGAAGCUAUAAUAAAUCCUUCAUACACUGUGGGCCUCUA
This is a messenger RNA of Colius striatus (speckled mousebird), 4462 nucleotides long. RefSeq names its product oxysterol binding protein like 2 (gene OSBPL2). Gene Ontology annotation, molecular function: cholesterol binding. The transcript has 16 exons. NCBI's taxonomy places the organism in Eukaryota, Metazoa, Chordata, Aves, Coliiformes, Coliidae. Bases 409 to 1854 code for a protein of 481 amino acids. The record is from RefSeq and is a predicted model, not a curated record. Gene Ontology annotation, cellular component: cytosol; membrane; intracellular membrane-bounded organelle.